This is a messenger RNA of Pseudovirgaria hyperparasitica, 2114 nucleotides long. Its product is annotated as serine/threonine-protein phosphatase 2A activator 1. The coding region runs from base 224 to 1678 and encodes 484 amino acids. The transcript is spliced from 3 exons. The record is from RefSeq and is a predicted model, not a curated record. Gene Ontology annotation, cellular component: cytoplasm; protein phosphatase type 2A complex; nucleus. Gene Ontology annotation, molecular function: peptidyl-prolyl cis-trans isomerase activity; protein tyrosine phosphatase activator activity. NCBI's taxonomy places the organism in Eukaryota, Fungi, Ascomycota, Dothideomycetes, Acrospermales, Acrospermaceae. Gene Ontology annotation, biological process: mitotic spindle organization.
CAAGGCUUCAGAUGCACCGCGAGUUCCUUUAAAUUCGGCGUUUGUUCUGCCGGACAGGUAAUCAUAUGGGUUGUCCCACUCCACCUGCAGCUACGUUUGGUUGCGUAUCGGAUGCGGUACCAACACGCGUAGCUCUACUAAGCCUUUUCUGCGCAAACACGUGCCAUCCUUUGAGAAUUGCCAACAGACCAAGUGCAUCGCCGGUACGUUCCGCCAACGUACCAUGUCAGAGGUUAGAAUAAACCAAUGCAGCCUGCCUGUAUGGGAUGCGGUUACGAAAUGUGAAUUCACCAUUCCCAAAAAGCAGAUCAAUGAUGGUGCUGAUGUCUCAUUCUUUCUAUCUUCGAUGGCCUAUCGAGACAUAUGGAGCUUCAUUUUCCAGCUGAAUGCUUCCAUAUUCCCGAGAUUGGCGCCAAACGACCAAGAAUGCCAUUCGGGAGUCACGACUUACGAGCUCUCGAGCAAACAUGUCACGUAUUCGUCAGCUGUGAAAAAGCUUGGUAACCUGAUGGAAGAGCUGAGCAAGAUCAUCGAUGAGGUGCCUCCAGACACAGGGCCGCGUAGGUUCGGUAAUGUGAGCUUCAGGAAGUGGUAUGAAAUUGUCAAGAAAAGGCUUCCACACAUGAUGGAAGAAUACUUGCCAACCCAGGUACUAAACUUUGGGAAUCAAUCGUCUGGUGAGGUAACCUCCAAAGAUGAAUUGGAAGCCUAUCUUUAUGGCAGCUUUGGAAGUGCUCAAAGGCUUGACUACGGCUCUGGCCAUGAGUUGAGCUUCCUGGCAUUUCUAGGUGGCAUAUGGAAGUUAGGUGGGUUCAACGUUACCGAGCAUGAAGAAGAAGAGCGAGGAAUUGUCCUAGGUGUCGUAGAACCAUAUCUUCGUCUCGUCCGCCGGCUGAUUUUGACGUACACGUUGGAACCUGCCGGAUCUCACGGUGUAUGGGGACUAGACGAUCACUCAUUUCUGCCAUAUAUAUUCGGCUCAGCACAAUUGUCACCACCCAUCAGAUCUCCGGCUGAUAUCACUGACGAAGGAUCUGUCGAUGGCGCACCUAAUCCAGCAGACGUAGCAAAGGCUGACGCUGUUCAACGUGAGAGGAAGACCAAUAUGUACUUUAGUGCCAUUGGUUUCAUCUACGACGUAAAGAAGGGUCCUUUCUGGGAACACAGCCCAAUUCUGUUCGACAUAUCAGGCGUUAAAGCUGGAUGGGCGAAGAUUAAUAAAGGUAUGAUGAAGAUGUAUAAUGCAGAAGUGCUGUCAAAGUUUCCUGUUGUCCAACACUUCCCGUUUGGGUCCAUCUACGAAUGGCAGAGAGACCCAGAAGCAGUCACAGCACAGCAAACAGCUCACACAUCCAACCAACCAAACAGAAAUGGCUAUCAAACAACAAGCAUGGCCGGCUGUGAUAGAGCAGUACCUGUAUCGUCAUCUUAUACAGCUAGGACAAAUGCCACCACACUGCCAACGGCUUCGAUAGUGAGUCGUGCACCACCCCCAACAGCAGCACCAUGGGCAAGGGCAAGCUCCCAGACGGCGCCAACCCCAGUCACCCCACAAGGAGAUUCUACAGCAGCACCGUGGGCCCGUCGCGGCGGAGCGGGAGCGGCAUCCAGCGAGUUCUCCAGCGCACGCUUGCCGCCAACACAAGCUCCCUGGGCCCGACAACCACCUUCUGGAUGAAUAAAUUGCACCAUGGCUUGCGUCAAUAGACGCCCAUAAGAAAAUAGAACAGCUAUGAUCUGUAGUGACGGAAGACAACUUGACCAAGAGCCGUCUCAAUAGACAUCUUCCCAACUCGAUGUUGUGAUCCGGCGCUACUGUUUCGUGACAAAAUAGGCGUUUGAGGUACCUAGCCCUGGGUAGGCAUACGAUGCUUAGCCCAAUGGAUAGAAGCAUGCGUGACAUGCGAUCGUGGCAGUGCGAAAUGCGCGACGAGCAUGGGUGUCGGCGUCAACAGUUGGAUAAACAAUCUCUUCACGAUCAGACGUGUUAGAUACGUGUGCUAUACUGCUGGAUGUUUGAGACGAUGAAACUGGAACAGCUGUGUGUGGUGUGAAUAUGUAACAAUGUUACCUAUGCGACCCAUGCCAUGCCAAAUAUAGGGCCCGUUGAUAGC